CUCUCAAUAGCAAGAAGUUGCUGAGAUUCCUGGGAUAAAUCCCUUGGAACGGGGAAUGGAAAACAGCUGCCUGCUUGCUCUCUCUAGCUGAGGAUUGGGGGUGGGUUGGAAUUUUCUGUCCAAGAAAGAAGAGAAAAAAAAAAUUCCAGCCACGUUGGUUGGGAUGCCGUUUGUUCCCUCCCGGGCGGUGAAAGAACGUUAGGCGGAGAUCGCCCAGAGAGUAAUCACACCGGGAUUUGGGGAAACUGAACCAGAGCAGACGCCGCCACACUCAGCAGAACACUGAAGCAAAAACACUUUAAUCCAAACUACGGUGGACGGCUAAAUCAAUGCAAUUCCUCCCACCGCUUUGAGAUCGACUCGAACUAAUCCGGGGCUGCCUCAAAAAUCGCACUUUAACUGAGACUUUUUACUUUCGCGUUUUGAAGCCAACCUUUCAGAGGAAACACCAACAAUGAGUGUCCUUCCCCCAGUCAGAAGAGACCGGAUUAUCCCAGAGCUGCCCUCGUGUUUCACGAAAGAAGCUGCCCUCCACACGAAGGAUAUCUUCAACCCCAAGGUGAAGCGUGCUUGCCAUGACGACAGGACCGGCACAGUUGGGUUGAAGAUUUCUAAGAUUAUCGUGGUGGGGGAUUUGUCAGUGGGAAAAACUUGUUUAAUCAACCGUUUCUGCAAGGAUGUCUUUGACAAGAAUUACAAGGCGACUAUCGGAGUGGACUUUGAGAUGGAACGGUUCGAAGUUCUGGGAGUCCCCUUCAGUUUGCAGCUAUGGGACACAGCAGGUCAGGAGAGAUUCAAGUGCAUCGCAUCGACAUACUACAGAGGUGCUCAAGCAAUAAUAAUCGUGUUUGAUUUGACUGACAUCGCAAGCCUGUCUCAUGUGAAACAAUGGUUAAAAGAUGCUCUCAAAGAAAAUGACCCCACCUCUGUGCUCUUGUUCCUCGUCGGGACAAAGAAGGAUGUUAGUCCUCCAGCCCAGUAUUGCCUGAUCGAGAAAGAUGCUAUCAAAGUAGCCAAGGAAAUCAAAGCUGAAUAUUGGGCCGUGUCUUCCCUAACAGGUGAAAACGUGAAUGAGUUCUUCUUCCGAGUUGCCUCGUUGACCUUUGAAGCCAAUGUGCUGGCUGAGCUGGAGAAGACUGGCCCACGGAGGAUCGGAGACGUUGUCCGCCUCAACAAUAACGAUAAAAGCCCCUAUAGGCAUGGGAAGAAAUCCAAGCCGACCUGCUGCCAGUGAGUGGGAUGGCCAACCAGACAGCUUACCUGUUGCACUAGAAUUCCUACUUUAACCAAAGAUUUGUCUGACGCCAGUAAAGUAUUGGCUCCAGUGAUCCCCUUCGUAGUAAGUCAACUUGUUAAGGCUGAUGGAACAUGGGGGGAUUUUGCAAGGGUCCUUGCUUGUGAAUUUUCCCAAAUAAUUGCUGUAAAAAAUCACUGCCAUCUUAUAUUAAUCGCACACCUCGCUCUCUGUACCAAGGGGAAGAAAUAACGGUACGAUUUGCCAGCGCCUACUUUGAUGUCGACCGGGUCAAAUUCGUCAGUCAGUCUGUCAUCAGUUUAGUUCAUUGUCACGUGUACCGAGGUACAGUGAAAAGCUUUUUGUUGUUGCCUGCUAACCAGUCAGCGGGAAGACAGUACAUGAUCCAGGGCGGUCAC
Messenger RNA from Amblyraja radiata (thorny skate), 1653 nucleotides. RefSeq names its product ras-related protein Rab-34. The record is from RefSeq and is a predicted model, not a curated record. The transcript has 11 exons. Gene Ontology annotation, molecular function: GTP binding; GTPase activity. NCBI's taxonomy places the organism in Eukaryota, Metazoa, Chordata, Chondrichthyes, Rajiformes, Rajidae. The coding region runs from base 455 to 1234 and encodes 259 amino acids.